AUGGUCACUGGAGUGGAUGGUAUGGAGCCAUAUGCCGCUGGCACUGAGUUUGUGGGCGGAUUGUGCAGAGAUAACCAAUUGAAAGCUAAGGCCGCGGCCAAGCCAGCCAACGGAAACGUGAAUGUGAUGGAAGCUACCCCGAUGGAGCCGAAUGGCACGGGUGAAUCAGGGUGCGACUAUGGAACGCAACAAAGUUUCGACCAAAGGAAAGGCCAACAAGAAGGCGCCACCCAUGGCGAAGUCAACGGUGAGCAAUCUCUGCCCGAUGCGUGGAGCCAAGCCCGCCGCGAGUUGUUGCAACGCAUUCAAUUGGACUAUCCAAGUGGUUCGGAGGAAAAAACCAAGGAUGACCCCAACGUGGCCAGCCGACUUCUACUGUUCUACAUUAGGCAGUAUGGGAUUGGCGGAGUUGCGAUGUAUGCAGACCGCAUCGCAGCCUCAUUGCACCUGGCAGUGGAUCAAGAGCUGUAUCAACCACCCAAGCGUCCGGCCCCCGAUGCCAGCAUAAACGUCGCCAAGCGUACGAAACGUGCGUUGAGCAGGAGGACGCAUCGGAGCCAAAACAAACAAGCUGUGUUGGAUGGGCAAAGGUUGUACCGAGAGAAACAGCGCGUCGUGAAAGAAAAGAUUGCCGUCUCUGCUGCGAAGAAGAAGGAGUACCGGCAAACCAAGCGUGCGAAGAAAUCUCAAAUGCGUCAAGCUGAUGAACAACCGCAGGUGGAAGACUUCCUGAUGGAGUUUGUGCCCGCUCAGCAUCCGAUCAUACCAGAAGGACCGGUGCUGAGCCGUGGAGAGAUGGCUGCUUUGGACGUUGAGCUCAACACCCGCGUCGAUUUCAGCCAUUGA
This is a messenger RNA of Aphanomyces astaci, 846 nucleotides long. RefSeq lists its product as hypothetical. NCBI's taxonomy places the organism in Eukaryota, Oomycota, Saprolegniomycetes, Saprolegniales, Verrucalvaceae. Bases 1 to 846 code for a protein of 281 amino acids. The record is from RefSeq and is a predicted model, not a curated record. The transcript is spliced from 3 exons.